Messenger RNA from Pieris rapae (cabbage white), 506 nucleotides. It is a transcript of the gene CSP4, whose product is annotated as allergen Tha p 1. Lineage: Eukaryota; Metazoa; Arthropoda; Insecta; Lepidoptera; Pieridae. Bases 74 to 451 code for a protein of 125 amino acids. The record is from RefSeq and is a predicted model, not a curated record. The transcript is spliced from 3 exons.
AUUAGAUAUAACCAGUAUAUAAACUCUGUCAUUACAUUGAGAGGCAUAAGUUACCAAGUUCGAGAUUGAGACGAUGGCUGGUAAACUCAUUGUGUUCUGCUGUGUUUUGGUGGCGGUGUUCGCGGAGAAGUACACCGAUAAAUAUGACAACAUCAACGUGCAAGAGAUUUUGGAAAAUAAGCGUUUGCUGAAUGCUUAUGUUGACUGUCUCUUGGAUAAAGGAAAGUGUAGCCCUGAAGGAAAGGAAUUGAAAGACCACAUACAAGACGCGCUCGAAACAGGGUGUUCCAAAUGCACUGAGGCUCAAGAGAAGGGCACAUACACCAUCAUAGAGCACCUUAUCAACAAGGAGAAGGAGAUUUGGGAAAAGCUCUGUGCCAAAUACGACGCUGAAGGGAAAUACAGGAAGAAGUAUGAGGAGCGCGCGAAGUCUGCCGGCUUAGCCGUUUAAAAGAUUACUUGACCCGAUUUUCUUUUAUUUUUCUAAAUAAAUGGUUGGAUAUGCA